AUGCGUCAAAAGCGAGCCAAACAGACGCGCAAAUGCCUUUCCCUCUACCUGCGUCACUUUAACUUUAGACUGCCACUGCAGCUCCUGCUCGACUCUGACCUCAUCCUCGCUCUAGCAAAGCAAAACAUCAGCGCAGAAGCCUUGCCUUUGAGAUUGGCAGAUGCGCUUCAAGUCCACGCUGUAGCUGCACUGGGCAGCAAAGCUCGAGUCAAGGCGAAGUUGGCGCAGGCGCAGGCGCACGGGCAGCAGGCAGAUAGUGGGAGCAGUCACAGCAGCAGCAGUCGCAGCACCGCGGCACCGUCGCAAGUCAAGUUGCUGAUCAGUCAGUGCUGCAUCGAGGAGCUGUACAAGCUGGACAAGGAUGAAGCAUUGCACAGAAGAGCUGUCAAGUUGGCAAAGAGCUGCGAGAGGAGAUUGUGCGGUCACAAAGAGGUGCAUCUGAGCAGCCAAGAUUGCAUCAAAUCCUGCAUCGGUGCAACGAACAAACAUCGUUAUGUGCUCUGCUCCAACUCCUUUGCGCUCAGACAAUACGUCAGGCAGCAAAUAGCGGGCGUGCCAUGCUUGCACACAAACCCCACCGGCGUGCUGGUCAUGGAGCCCACAAGCACGCAAACCAUGCACAGGGUCCGUCAACUCGAAGCGUGCAAACUGUCUACAGACGCGCACGAAGCUUCUUUGCUAGGCGCAGCGGCCCAAUCGCAUUCCGGCACAUCCUCACCUCACAUCAUCAGCUCAUCCUCCAUCCACCAGCCUGGUGCUUCGAGUGCGGAUGCGGAUGCGGGUGCGAGCGGCAGCGGUAACAGUCGGCCAUCAUCCGAUUCCAACCACUUGCUCUCAGCCUCAUCGGACAUGAAGAAGAGGAAAAAGGCAAAAGAACCGAAUCCUUUGAGCGUCAAGAAGAGAAAAGUGCGCUUGAUCGAUGGCGAUGGGCCGAAGAGAUUGGCAGCAGCGCAUGGCUCCACCACUAGUCAAAAGGAAGAGUCGUCGAGCAAGGCGGCGGAUGCGAAGCGGAUGCAGAGUCUCGCCUCGGGAAGGUCUGGAGCUGCUAGGAGAAAGAGGAGAAAGAGGGGCGCUGGAGGUGCGAUGAUGGCCGAUGCGCCGGCCACAGAAGGGCAAGGGUCGGAUUGA
Messenger RNA from Ceraceosorus guamensis, 1128 nucleotides. RefSeq lists its product as hypothetical. The record is from RefSeq and is a predicted model, not a curated record. Gene Ontology annotation, molecular function: small ribosomal subunit rRNA binding. The transcript has 3 exons. Gene Ontology annotation, cellular component: small-subunit processome; nucleolus. Lineage: Eukaryota; Fungi; Basidiomycota; Exobasidiomycetes; Ceraceosorales; Ceraceosoraceae. Bases 1 to 1128 code for a protein of 375 amino acids.